Messenger RNA from Hydractinia symbiolongicarpus, 2312 nucleotides. RefSeq names its product merlin-like. Gene Ontology annotation, molecular function: actin binding; cell adhesion molecule binding. The transcript is spliced from 18 exons. The coding region runs from base 524 to 2230 and encodes 568 amino acids. Gene Ontology annotation, biological process: regulation of gliogenesis; positive regulation of early endosome to late endosome transport; regulation of organelle assembly. Gene Ontology annotation, cellular component: cytoskeleton; apical part of cell; plasma membrane. The record is from RefSeq and is a predicted model, not a curated record. Lineage: Eukaryota; Metazoa; Cnidaria; Hydrozoa; Anthoathecata; Hydractiniidae.
AGCAUCAGGAGGGGUUCUGUGGCAAAAUAAAUGGAGUACUUGCUCUGUCUCUGGUGAGGUGUCGUUACUUACAGCUACUUUAGAUACUAGAAUUGUAUAAAGAUUUUGAAAGGAAGGGAAGUCUUUUUUAAACAAGAUGAUGAAUUCGAAAAGAGAAAUAAAUGUCAAAAAUAGGCCUUAAAGAUUUAUAACAUACACUGCUCACUGCACUGACUUUACUUUAGUUAGUUUACUUUAGUUAGUUAGUAAACUUGGUAUCUGGUUACAAAUUAAAAUCUUAUGUAACAUGGACACGAAAAUAUUUCCGUGCAAGUAAAUUGGUGCAUCCGGCACAUAGAUUUAGAAUCGGCUGAUGUUUUCCAAAACCAAAACAACACAAGGGACGAGGACAGAGACAAACAAAGAGAAGUUGGAUGCCUACUGGGUUUUAGAUUAAAAUCCUUUAAAUUGACGUUCUACGUCAGACCACUGGUUUUGGUCCUUGCAUUUUGGUGAUUAUGAUACAUUUGAAAUAAGACAAACGAUGCCAAAACCCCAACAAGUAAACAUUCAUGUUGUUACCCAGCCAGGAGAAGAACUGGAGUUUCAUGUUAAGGACAAUAUACGUGGAAAAGAGCUAUUUGAUCUAGUGUGCAGGGCAAUUGGUUUGCGUGAAAGUAACUAUUUUGGUUUGUAUUAUCAACGUGCUGGUAAACCUGCAUCUUGGCUACGCUUGGAUAAGAAGAUACGAAGUGAACUGGGAGCUGAGAUUCAAACGAUCAAGCUGCACCUUAAAGUUGAAUUUUAUCCUGAAGAUGUGGAACAAGGCUUAAUUUUACAAAUAACUCAACACUUGUUUUUCUUACACGUUAAAAAUGAUAUAUUAAAUGAAAACAUCUACUGUCCUGCUGAGGAGGCUGUACUGAUGGCAUCGUUUUCUGUUCAAGCUAAGUAUGGAGAUUAUGAUGCUGAAAUACACAAAAAUAAAUUCCUAGCAAAAGAACAGCUCCUUCCAAAGCGAGUGACAAAUUUAUAUCAUUUGACGGACGAACAAUGGGACGAACGUAUAGUGGCAUGGUAUGCUGAACAUUGUUAUGGUUUAUCGAGGUCCGAAGCAGAAAUGGAAUAUUUAAAAAUAGCCCAAGACCUUGACAUGUAUGGAAUUGGUUACUAUAGUAUACAAAACGACAACGGAACCAACUUGUGGCUUGGAAUAAGUGCAGUAGGUAUUAACGUUUACGAAGAAGAAAAUAAACUGGUCCCAAAAGUUUCGUUCAUGUGGAGUGAGAUUAGGAACAUCAGUUUUAAAAACAAACAGAUAUGGAUUGAACCUAUGGAGAAAGAAGCAAACAAUUUUAAUUUUAUUUCUACUGAUGUUGUGAUCAACAGAGAGAUUCUGCUGUUAUGUAGUGGUAAUCACGACCUCUACAUGAAGCGUAGAAGGCCAGACAGUUUACAAGUGCAAGUCAUGAAAUCACAAGCGAAAGAACUGCAAGAAGAAAGACAGAGAGAACGAAAUCGAUUUUUAAAAGAAAACUCACUACGUAUACAAGCUACACAAGCGAAGUUGGAAGCAGAGAGGAGGUUACAGGAAUACGAAUCCACGUUAGAAACCUACCGUGUGCAACUGAAAAAAGCAGAAGAAACGACUGAUUUACUUGCUGAGAAAGCUCUGGUGGCGGAAGAAGAAGCUAUGUUACUCGUGCAAAAAGCUGAAGAAUUUGAAACAGAAAUACGAAGGCUACGUAUGGCGUGCAGUCAGAAAGACGAAGAGAAGUUUAACUUAGAAAGUCACAUACAGAAUGCUGAUUACAGAUUGCAACAAAUAAUGCAAGAAUCACAAAGAAGAGCUAGAGAGACGAUGCUGUUAAAGCAGGAGUUAGACCAGAGUCGACAAACUGAGAAACUCGUAACCGAAAAGUUAUUGCGAAUAAACAAUAUUCCUUUCGUGCAAUAUGUAGAAGGAAUGCCGCAGCAACAUGCCAACGGUGUGGUGGAGAGUGAAAAUAGUGGAGGGUUUAAACUUUUACAAAAGGAGCGAGUCGAAUACUUGGAAAAAAGUCAUCACUUACAAAGACAGUUAACCGAAUUAAAGACGGAAAUAGAGGGUCUCAAAAUUAACGGCAGCAAUGACCUUCUUGAUCGCAUCCAUUUGGAGAAUGUGGACAAAGGUGAAAACAAAUAUUCGACGAUGCAAAAGUUGCAAGCAGCAUCUACGAACGCACGUAUUGAAGUAUAUCAAAAACUGUAAUGCAACUUUCCUACUGAUGCUGCUUUGCUGUUUGCGCGACUCGUUUUGACGACGCCGUACCGUCGUUGAAGAAAGAAUACAA